This is a messenger RNA of Micromonas commoda, 1392 nucleotides long. RefSeq lists its product with no specific name. Gene Ontology annotation, cellular component: eukaryotic translation initiation factor 2 complex; cytosol. The record is from RefSeq and is a predicted model, not a curated record. NCBI's taxonomy places the organism in Eukaryota, Viridiplantae, Chlorophyta, Mamiellophyceae, Mamiellales, Mamiellaceae. Gene Ontology annotation, molecular function: GTPase activity; translation initiation factor activity; GTP binding. Bases 1 to 1392 code for a protein of 463 amino acids. Gene Ontology annotation, biological process: formation of translation preinitiation complex; positive regulation of translational fidelity. The transcript is spliced from 2 exons.
AUGGGUUACGUCGUAGGAGAGGACGGACUGUCUAUCCAGGACGCAGCCUCGCUCGAUGCGUCCACCCUGACCCCGCUCACCCCGGAGGUCAUCAGCCGCCAGGCCACCAUCAACAUCGGUACCAUCGGCCACGUCGCGCACGGCAAGUCCACCGUCGUCAAGGCCAUCUCCGGCGUCCAGACCGUCCGCUUCAAGAACGAGCUCGAGCGCAACAUCACAAUCAAGCUCGGCUACGCCAACGCGAAGAUCUACAAGUGCGAGGACGACGCGUGCCCUCGGCCGGACUGCUACCGCGCCUACGGCAGCACCAUGACCGACUCCCCCGCGUGCACCGUGCCGGGAUUCGAGGACAAGAAGAUGCAGCUCGUGCGCCACGUGUCGUUCGUGGAUUGCCCCGGCCACGAUAUUCUCAUGGCCACCAUGCUCAACGGCGCCGCCGUCAUGGACGGCGCGCUCCUCCUCAUCGCGGGCAACGAGUCGUGCCCUCAGCCGCAGACCUCCGAGCACCUCGCCGCCGUGGAGAUCAUGAGGCUCCAGCACAUCAUCAUCCUCCAGAACAAGAUCGACCUGGUCCAGGAGAACGCGGCGGCGAACCAGUACGACACCAUCUGCAAGUUCAUCCAGGGCACAAUCGCGGAUGGCGCGCCCGUGAUUCCGAUAUCUGCGCAGCUCAAGUACAACAUCGACGUCGUCUGCGAGUACAUCUGCAAGAAGAUCCCCGUGCCCGUGCGCGACUUCACGGCUCCCGCGAACAUGAUCGUGAUCCGAUCCUUCGACGUGAACAAGCCCGGCGCGGAGGUUGACGACAUCCAGGGCGGCGUCGCCGGCGGGUCCAUCCUCCAGGGCGUCCUCAAGGUUGGCCAGGAGAUCGAGGUCAGGCCCGGGAUCGUGUCCAAGGAUGCGGAGGGCAAGAUCAAGUGCACGCCGAUCAGCUCCCGCAUCGUUUCGCUGUUCGCGGAGCAGAACCAGCUCCAGUACGCGGUGCCCGGAGGUCUCAUAGGCGUGGGCACCACGGUCGAUCCCACCCUCACCCGCGCGGAUAGGCUCGUCGGACAGGUGCUCGGCGAGGUUGGCAAGCUUCCCCGCGUCUUCACCGAGUUGGAGGUUAACUUUUUCCUCCUCCGCCGCCUUCUCGGCGUCAGGACGCAGGGCAGCGAGAAGCAGGGCAAGGUGGCCAAGCUGAGCAAGGCGGAGGUGCUCAUGCUCAACAUCGGCUCGAUGUGCACCGGCGCGAGGGUGGUUGCGGUCAAGUCGGAUCUCGCCAAGCUGCAGCUGACGUCGCCGGUGUGCACCAAGGAGGGCGAGAAGGUGGCGCUCUCCAGGCGCGUGGAGAAGCACUGGCGUCUCAUCGGCUGGGGCCAGAUCCAGGCGGGUGUCCAGCUCAUGGACUGA